Loa loa (African eye worm) is the source of this 330-nucleotide messenger RNA. RefSeq lists its product as hypothetical. NCBI's taxonomy places the organism in Eukaryota, Metazoa, Nematoda, Chromadorea, Rhabditida, Onchocercidae. The record is from RefSeq and is a predicted model, not a curated record. The transcript is spliced from 2 exons. Bases 1 to 330 code for a protein of 109 amino acids.
AUGAAUGGAGAAGUUAUAUUAAGUUCCCAUAUAUCAUUAGAUGCGAAAGCAUCAAAUUGGUCAUUCGGUGAUAAAUUGUCAAUGGAUACUACUAACCAAUGGGUAGAGUGCGAUAGUUCUUCUUCUAAAACGCAACCUUUAAUCGAUCAUGAAUCGUAUGAAGCAAACGAUAACAAUACAAACUGGAACAAAUUCAUUUCUGUGUUGGCGAAGAAAAUGGAUAUUCGAAUGAGAAUUUUCAAUAUCAGAAUUUUUACUGAUAGAAUUCAGUGUUCGACGGACAAAUUUCGCCAGAAAUUUUCGAAAUUUACCAGCAAAACCUCUUAUUAA